GGAUCAAGCAUUAAUCCCGAUAUCCACCAUUCUAAAGUUUCCAGCUCAGAUUAUUUAAAUUAUUUAAAAAAAGUUCACCUCCUUAUAGGCUAAACCUCCAAUACGCCCCUGACGAUUACGACGUUAAUAUCUCUGUAAAUAUUUCCAAACCUUUGGACAAAUACAUAUAAUAGUAAAUUGAUGUUAUCGUUAUGUCAAAAAAAAUAUACUUUAUUCAUUUCUUGAAUGUUAUUGAAUUUAGUUUCUAGAGAAUCUACACAAGUUCAGUUCAUUGUAACGUUCUUGCAUUUCCACACUUGAAAAGUAUUGCAUUUUCUAACUUUGAAAAGAAAAAUGGAAAAUCUUCCAUAUCUUCCAAGAAGAAGGAUAUUCUAUCAUCUCUCAAGUAAAGAUCUUGAGGCCUUAGCACAAGUUUGUUGGUUCGAUGAUGUGACAGAUAAUCUGAACAAGAGAAGAAAAGGCGAUAAUAACGAACCAGUUAAAUUUAUUCAAACCUUCAUCAAGGAAGGAGAUAGUUUUGACGGAAAGCUUGAAACCUUUUUGACUGAGAUUUCGUGGUUCAUUCCUUCUCUAGCUCUAAUUUAUGUGCCCAGAGAGAUAGAUCGGAGCAGGAGGGUUUGGAUUGAGAAUAUAUUUCCUUCUUCUGUCUCAGGCAUUAAACUACAGUUUAGAAUAUUUACAGAUUUUGAAUUAGGCGCUGGAGAUAAGGAUUUAACCAUGCAAGCUCUCUUAGUUUUCGACAACAAUAUUUUCAGAACUUCCCUAAUUCUAUUGAGAGAAUUUGAAGAUGGGUCAACCAGUCAGUUUCUUCUGCAUACGAAUGGAAACCUUGAAGAUGUUUUAGAAACCAAACCAUUAGAAGAAUCCACCAACUUAAGUUCCUUUGCCUGUUUUGUUAAAGUUCCCAAGGAGAUGGUAGACAGAACAACUAGGAUGGGUAGUAUAACUAUUUCUGGAGUUAAUUUUGUAACAUAUUCUCAUAUAUCUCCGAGCCUAUACAGAUCCAAACAGAGGUUUCAUGGACUCAAGAGAAUCAGGAAAGAAUUCAUAAAUGGUUUUAUUAUGAAAAGCCUGGGAAAUUAUAGUUUAAAUCUGGAAAUCAAGGAAUUGAGCACACUGCAUUUACCACAAACAGCGAAAAAAUGGAGCCAGAAAACCUGUUUGGUAAUUCCGCAGAAAGUUGAAGAUGAUUACCUUGAGAUACCUCAGCAUUUGCUACCGACAAUUUUUAGAGGAUUCUUAGGAUGGAGCCAGCGACUAACAGUAAACACACUGAACUAUCCCAACAGGAAGAUAAAUCGAAGAACCGAAGUACUGGUUGUAUCUCCUGUAUUCCCUAAGUCAACGGAUCCUAAUUUCUGAUUUGUUCCAUUUUCAGGAUUCCAUAAUAAUGAUAAUUUGUAUAUUUUAUCCAAUAAACGUCAAAACAAUA
Eurytemora carolleeae is the source of this 1432-nucleotide messenger RNA. RefSeq lists its product as uncharacterized. The record is from RefSeq and is a predicted model, not a curated record. Gene Ontology annotation, molecular function: protein binding. The transcript has 15 exons. NCBI's taxonomy places the organism in Eukaryota, Metazoa, Arthropoda, Copepoda, Calanoida, Temoridae. The coding region runs from base 334 to 1362 and encodes 342 amino acids.